GGAGCAUCUCAUGAAGAUGCGUUAGCCGUAUGUAUAUGUCAAAACCUUUCAAUUGUUAUCUGUCAUUGUAAACAAUGACGUAAAUGUCUUCUUCAACGUUUAUAUAAACUUUAUAAGAAAAAGACUUGGAAACAAUGGACAUUGGUCAAUGAGUACGUUUAUAUACAGAAGCAAAACAAGUAAGUUAUACAAGAAACGGGGAGGAUGUGGAAGCUAAAACUAUCGGAAAAUGGAGAUGAUGAUGGAGAAUGGGUCACAAGUUCAAACAAUCAUAUCGGAAGAGAGUUUUGGGAGUUCGAUCCGAACCUUGGAAGCAUUGAAGAAAGGGUUCUUGUUGAAAAGGUCCGAGAGGAGUUUACUUUGAAUCGCUUUGAGAUCAAACAUAGUUCGGAUCUCAUCAUGCGAUUCCAGUUUGCAAAGGAGAAUCCAUGUGAAGCGAAUUUACAAGGAGUGAAAGUAGUAGGAAGGGAUGAUGACGAAGAAAGAAUCAAAGAGGAAGCAGUGAUCACAACUUUGAGAAGGGCUUUAAGAUUUUAUUCAACACUUCAAGCAGAAGAUGGGCACUGGCCUAGUGAUUAUGGCGGUCCGUUGUUUCUCUUACCAGGAUUAAUUAUUGGGUUACAUGUGAUGGGAGCAAUGGAAACAGCACUAUCAAGUGAGCAUCAAAAAGAAAUUCGCCGGUAUCUCUAUAAUCAUCAAAAUGCAGAUGGUGGAUGGGGUUUGCAUAUAGAAGACCGGAGCACCAUGUUUUGUACUGCCCUCAUUUAUGUGUCUCUUCGUCUUCUUGGCGAGCCGGCCGACGGCGGCCGGAAUGGAACAAUGGAGAAAGCUCGAAAUUGGAUACUUGAUCAUGGUGGAUGCACUUUCAUCCCAUCAUGGGGGAAGCUCUGGCUUUCUGUACUUGGAGUUUAUGACUGGAGUGGCAAUAACCCUCUGCCUCCUGAACUGUGGCUUCUCCCUUACUUUCUUCCUAUACAUCCAGGUCGUCUGUGGUGCCACACUAGGAUGGUGUACUUGCCAAUGUCAUACCUGUACGGAAAGAGAUACGUUGUGCCAGUUAAUGGCACAAUUAUCUCGUUGCGAAAAGAGCUCUACUCACUACCUUACAACCUGAUUGAUUGGAACUUAGCCAGAAAUCAAUGCGCAAAGGAAGAUUUAUACUACCCACAUCCAUUAGUACAAGAUCUCCUCUGGGAUGGUCUGCACAAGUUCGCCGAGCCCCUACUCAAAAAGUGGCCUUUCUCUAAGCUGAGGCAGAAAGCUCUGACAACUGUGAUGGAGCACAUUCAUUAUGAGGAUGAAAACACUCAUUAUCUUUGUAUAGCACCUGUUAAUAAGGUGCUGAACAUGUUAUGUCGUUGGGUAGAGAAUCCGAAUUCUUCAGCAAUAAAGAAGCAUCUUGCAAGAAUAAAAGAUUACCUGUGGCUGGCAGAAGAUGGCAUGAAAAUGAAGGGAUAUAAUGGAUCUCAGCUGUGGGAUGCUGCUUUAGCGGUUCAAGCAAUACUAGCAACAAACCUCCCUGAUGAUUACGGUUUGAUGCUUCAGAAAGUGCACAGGUUUGUUAAACUUUCUCAGGUAAUCCACUCAAGAACAUACAUGACUUUGAUUUUCUUGCAUUGUAAAAAUUUUCUCUCUAAUUUAGUACAACUCUUGUUAAAGAUUGAUAAAGACAAUCCUGGAGAUCUCAAGUCCUGGUACCGUCACAUUUCAAAAGGUGCAUGGCCUUUCUCUACCGCAGACAAUGGCUGGCCAGUCUCAGAUACUACCUCAGAAGGCCUAAAGGCAGCUCUCUUGCUAUCGAGAAUGCCAUCUUAUAUUUCUGGUCAGGCGGUAGAAAAGGAAAAGCUCUAUGAUGCUGUUAAUGUGAUACUAUCCUAUCAGAACAACAACGGAGGUUUUGCAUCUUAUGAGCGCACUAGAUCUUUUGAUUGGGUGGAGAAAAUUAAUCCUUCAGAAACAUUUGGAGAUAUUAUGAUUGACUACCAGUAUGUAGAAUGCACUUCAGCAGCAGUUCAGGCUCUCCGAUUAUUCAGCAAAUUGUACCCAGAUCAUCGGAGAAAAGAGAUCGAAUCCUGCAUUGAGAAAGGCCUAGACUUCAUUGAAAGCAUUCAACUCCAUGAUGGUUCAUGGUAUGGAUCUUGGGGAGUCUGCUACACCUAUGGAACAUGGUUCGGUAUCACAGGUUUGGUGGAAGGAGGAAGGACUUAUGAAAAAAACAAAAGCGUUAGAAAAGCUUGUGAAUUUUUACUGUCCAAGCAGCUCGCAUCUGGAGGAUGGGGAGAGAGCUACAUUUCUUCUCAAAAUAAGGUGUACACAAGCCUUGAGGGGAACAAAACUCACAAUGUAAACACUGCAUGGGCUCUGUUAGGUCUCAUCAAAGCUGACCAGGCCAAGAGAGAUCCCAUUCCCCUGCAUCGUGCUGCAAAAGUUCUAAUCAAGUCACAAAUGGAAAAUGGUGACUUCCCACAACAGGAAAUCAUUGGAGUUUUUAAUAGAAACUGCAUGAUAAGCUACUCAAACUAUAGAAACAUUUUUCCAAUAUGGGCUCUUGGAGAAUACCUCAACAAAGUCUUGCUGCAUGGAAAGGGACAUUGUUUGUAGGAUCUGGAAGUGUUAUGAUGAUGGAAUUUGGUCCGGGGUCAGAGAACGGCAUGUCGAACGACAUAAAUGUAAUUUUUGGAAAGGGCAACUUCAGUGUAGAUCUUAAUUAUUGGCAUUGGAAGGUGCAAUUCAGUUUUAAUGACUCUAUUCUUCUUGAUCGCAUAUUCAUAAUUAUACACAACUAAAGUCGCCCUACCACUAGUAUUUGAUUCUUUGCCUUUUCUUAUGCUUACCAUAUAAAAGGUACGAGAAAGUCCUCAACACUGAAGAGAGCUGCAUGCAUUAUUAUAAAGAAGAUUAUGUCAGAUCGAUCGAUAUGGUUAAUGCUGUUAUAAAAUUAAUGUUAGAUUAUUAAUAUGAAACUAAACAUAAGAACAAAAAGGAGAGACAAGAGAGUAGAGAGAGAUAAGAGAUUUGUAUUCAGAUGUGUUUCUGAAGCAUGAAUG
This is a messenger RNA of Oldenlandia corymbosa var. corymbosa, 3047 nucleotides long. NCBI's taxonomy places the organism in Eukaryota, Viridiplantae, Streptophyta, Magnoliopsida, Gentianales, Rubiaceae. The record is from the annotation of a GenBank genome assembly.